Molecule: messenger RNA, 1135 nt
Organism: Colias croceus (clouded yellow)
Lineage: Eukaryota; Metazoa; Arthropoda; Insecta; Lepidoptera; Pieridae
Product: testis-expressed protein 47-like
Exons: 6
Coding region: 55-987 (310 amino acids)
Source: RefSeq, a predicted model, not a curated record
AUAUAAAUAACGUGGUGAGGCGGCGUAAACAAGAUCAUGUAAAACUUAACUAAAAUGGCUUUGCUGCCCGAUCUAGAUGUUCGAACUGUUUUGAAUGUUGUGGAAGAAAAUUUUGAAAGACAAAAUUUGAAAACCUAUGCAAUUCGCAUGAUUUAUACAGGUGAACAUACUUUGACUAAAGAGGAGAUCAUACAACAAUUUCAGCAGACAAUUCAUGAUGUGAAUGCUAGUUACUGUGAAAUAAACGUUCAUGGAUUAUUACUCGUCUAUGAUAGUUACUUUGUUCAUAUCGUUGAGGGCUCCGAAGACACAGUGUAUAGACAUUUAAGGUUCCUAUUUCAUCGUGAAUUGUCGUGGAUAGAGUAUAUGAAAAAGCAAGAUGAGGAAGCGGCCAACACUGAUGAUGAAGAAGAAGGUAUAAAGCUGCUUGAAGAACCAGAAGAAAAAAUUGAGAGGAAAAUGUUUAAGCGUUUAAAGAUGUUGGUGACAUACCAUUCAAUAACGACGCGUUUCUUCGACGGUUGGCGCGCAGUGACGGCCCGACCGCCAACUCUGGUCGGAAAGUUGGAUGUCUACGGUCCAUUGUCUGAGCAUGUGGAACAAUUGCGCAUCUGUCUUGACAAGAUAAGCAAGUUCUGUUCGCUUGCACAAGCUGAUGAAGAGUUGUCAUUUACUGGUUUGAGUGCAAAUGACCCAAAAAUGGAAGCGUUACCUGAAGUGACUUUAUUGGAUUAUCUGCUGCAAUCACAAUACAUACUGGAUCUUCGUAACGUGGUGCAUUUACAUCGGCGCGUCGAUGACUAUGCGUUCUAUUUUGAGAAAGUGUGGCCGCUUCCAUCACAUUUUACACCACGUCUCCUUUACAAGUUGAAAAUUGAUGAUUCUUUCGUCGAGCCAUUACCAGUCAUGCCGUGGGAAUUAGUGAAAAAAGAAGUAGCAGAAGAUGAGGAAAGAGAAGAACAGAGUGGCAGUUCUUCUAGUGACUGAGGCUUUUCGUUGUUUAUAUAGUUCAUAAUUUAGUGUGUACAGUAAAAGCUAUGAAAUUAGGUGCCUACGUUAUUUCUAUCAAUGUGUCGUUGAACUUUCAAUCAUGUAAUAAAAAAGUUUAUACUAAUAAACGAUGUUCUUUAUUAAA